AUGCUGGGCGAGUGGCGCGGGCCGACGAUAUCCGUGCGAACGCUUACAUCCUACGAGAUCUCGGACGAGCUCACGCGUCGGCAGCUUCAGGUUAGCAGCACUUCCUUCGUGCGCAUCGCCGAUGGCUCACCCCUUGAGGCAUUCACCUCGUCACUGGUGCUGGAACGUCGAUACGGUGGCCGGCUACGUGCGCAUACAGCUGCUACCCGUAUUCAGCGAGCGUUUCGUCAGUCACGUUUAUUGCAGCAGUGGAAACGUCUGGUGGUGCCCAUACAGAGCGGCGCGCUACGUUUAGGCCAUGACAGUGGCAGAGGAUACGGCGAUGCCUAUGGACACAGUUCCAAUUCACUGACAAAUUUGGCCAUAUCUCAGGCAUAUGGCUCUCGGUGUCCGACAGCACCGACGAGAGCUCCUUGUUCACUGCCACGUGGGGCAUUGUUGCCGAUAGAACAGGACGUUGAAGUUCCUUCGACAAUCGGCGAAAAUGGCGAUAACGCGAAACACCGAGGCGGUCCAUUUCAUCGUUCUGCGGUGGACUUUCAUUGCUGCUUGUCUGAAAAGGUAUGGAACACUAAACACAUAAUUUGCAGGAAGCCAACACGGGGUAUACAGCUUCUCAUUGAACUGGGCUUCGUCGAAGACAGCUCGCUGGCCGUUGCCAAUUUACUUUUAGGCCGUCGUGGUCUGAGCAAGCAGAUGAUUGGUGAAUACCUCGGAUACCUGCACAGCCCAUUCCAGUCGUCUGUGCUCAAACAUUUCGUGGGACUGAUUGACUUGCAUGGAAUGGAAGUGGACGUUGCACUGAGGCAUGCGCUCUCUUUUUUCCGGCUUCCGGGAGAGGCACAAAAAAUUGAACGAAUUAUGCAGGUGUUUUCCGCCCAUUAUGCCACGUGUAAUCCUGAGAAGGUUGCCCUUUUUCGUAGUGCCGAGACGUUGUUCAUACUGGCUUUUGCAAUUGUGAUGCUCAACACGGAUCUUCAUUCACCAAAUAUCAAACCGUCGCGGAAGAUGAAGCUGGACGAUUUUAUCAACAAUUUACGUGGGAUCGACGCUGGAUACGAUAUUGACAGGGCACUUCUGGUUCGCAUUUAUUGUCGCAUACGUGACUCUCCACUUCGUACUGGAUCUGAUCACGUGUCGCAAGUCCUGAAAGUCGACCAGAGCAUCGUUGGCAAGGAUAAACCUAAAUUAGUGGAGCCGUAUCGCCGAUUGGUGUGCUACUGUCGGCUAAACCAAGUAAUGGAUCGUAGCAAGCGGCAGGCUGUGAAUGCCCAUCAGCGUGAAGUUUUCCUGUUCAAUGAUCUUCUGCUGAUUUCAAAGUUGGCGUCGAAGAGGAAAUCCUGUUGUCAAUAUGUAUUGCGGUCGUGGAUAACUUUGCUUGGAGUUCGUGUCGAUUUGUUCGAAGCGCCUUUUUAUGAACACGGUAUUACAAUCAGCUCCGCGGACGGACAGGAAAUUCAUCUGAAUUCGAAAAGUGGUGAAGAUAGGUAUCGCUUUGUGGCCGAUGUGAGGGAGUCAGCGGCUGAAUGUGCUGAGAUGGAAGCAGUGAGGAUCGAAAUAGAGCUGGACAAGCAUUCACUGAUUAGCCGUAACGAUGGCCAACGUGAACGCGCUCCUUCCGAUUCAUCCCAGAAUAUUGCAAAUUGUGUUAUUAACGCAUCUCCUCAACAAGCUCUUUGUUCCGUUCGUCGCCUUAGUUUCAAUUCAUUCGAUAGCGGUGUGGUUGAGGAGAGCUGCGAAUCAUUUUCCCAUUCAGCUUUGUCGCCUGUUACGUCCUUCCUAACUUCAAAACACCUCGAGGCUGCUAUUUAA
Messenger RNA from Gongylonema pulchrum, 1812 nucleotides. The record is from the annotation of a GenBank genome assembly. Lineage: Eukaryota; Metazoa; Nematoda; Chromadorea; Rhabditida; Gongylonematidae.